ACAUUGCACCAGCACCAUCAUACGAUUAUAAAGGUUAGAAUGGUGGUUGUAUUGUUGGCUGUUAUUUUACCAAUUCUCUUUCGCUUUAUUAUACCGAGGGUAAUUCCCCCUCAUUUAGGAAUCUAUGCCAGACCUGGUGGAAUUCUAUAUUAUUUGAAAUUUGUGCUUUUCUUACUAAUAGUCAAACUUAGAAGGUUUAGAAGUUCCAGAUUAUCAAACGUUCAAGGAGUAAGUGCUGGAUAUGGUCAAAGAUCAAAAUUUACUAUUGAGGAGAUGGAUAGAGCACAGAUCCUACCUAAUGACGAACCCAAGGCGGUUGAUGCUGUUUACUUUACCGGAGCUAACGAAAAAGGGGAAUACAUAGUAGCGGCUACAGCGCGACGACAAAGAAACUUAAAUCAGGCUUUUCUAUUUAUUCGUUUGCCCCAUAUAGGCCUAUUACAAAUGCCCCACCAACCCGAUACCCACUGUAAAGCUGAUGAUGAAAAUAAGUUUUGGUCUAAUGGCCUGAGGAUAGAUAGUAUAGAGGCAAUGAAAAAGUGGAAAAUAUCUUAUGAAGGAAACAUGAAAUUAUCCUCAGGAAAAGAAGUUUUUGUUCGUUUAGCAGCUGGCUGGGAGGCGAUAAUGCCUUAUUUCGACUUUGACACUGAUAUUCCAGCUUCAGCUGUUAGUAGAGCAAUUGCUCAAGAAAAGUGGACAAAAGAUAGAUUCGAAAGACUUCGAAAAGCUCAUCAAACACACCACGAACAAUUUGGCAAAUGGACAGUUAGCCUGGAAAUAGAUGGUGAAAAACGCGAUACAAUCUUAUAUGGCGUUAGAGAUCACAGCUACGGAAACGUAAGAGAUUGGAGAGACAUACAUCGAUAUGCGCUUCAGUAUUGUUAUUUGGAAGAUGGUACAUGCAUUGGUCUUUUGUGCAUAUGCAUGCCAAAAACAAUGAGUCGUCUAAUAGCUGGUUAUGUCUCAAAAGAUAACAAAAUUGAUUCUAUAACCGAUUCCAGCCUACAGCUAUGGUCAAUGGGAGAAAAUGGCAAACCUCCAAAUGAUUAUGGUUUUGAAAUAUUCACCGAGUCUGGUAAACAGUACACCUUGUUCUGCAAAGUUAUUGAAUCACCAACAGUGUAUAUAGACGGUGAAAACGACAUUAGACAUGGCAGAAUUCAUGAAAGGAUGGCAACAUAUAAUUUAGAUUCAUUAAAAGGUUGGGGUAUCAGUGAGUGGGCAUAUGGCUUAGAAGAAGACAUUCGACUAAAGACCGACUUUAUAUCAUAA
This is a messenger RNA of Dimorphilus gyrociliatus, 1272 nucleotides long. NCBI's taxonomy places the organism in Eukaryota, Metazoa, Annelida, Polychaeta, Dinophilidae. The record is from the annotation of a GenBank genome assembly.